UGACGUCAGCACUUCCACAACAACAAGAAGCAGCAGGAAAAACAAGGAAGUGAAACACUGCGAGCCGUAAGCUGUUUUUGUUAUAACGACACCGUGACGAGACACCGACAGCCACCACAGUCAGAAUCUGACAUUCGACAAACUGCAAACCUGACCGCAACAAUGAACAACAAAGGUUCUUAUCCUCAGCAGAGUGUGUACCCUCAGCAGAACACUGCACCAGUUUACCCUCCUGCUAUGCAAAUGUCUCCUCAGGCGCCCCCUUACACGGACACACCCCCCGCAUACUCUGAGAUCUACCAGCCCAGAUACGUGCUUCCCCCUCAGGUGACCGGCCAGAUGCCUCAGAUGUCGUCUCCGUAUGUCGGCACGCAGGUCUACAUGCCCAUGCAGCCCCAGAUGCCCGUGGGCCAUAUGGGACAGAACGUGCCGUUGGCUUACUAUCCCAUGGGGGCCGUGUACCCGCCGGGGUCCACAGUGAUGGUGGAGGGCGGCUUCGAUGCGGGCGCUCGCUUCACGGCCGGCAGCAGCGUGUCCAUCCCUCCCCCACCUCCUGGACACCCCCCCAACGCGGCCCAGCUGGCGGCCAUGCAGGGCGCCAACGUGGUCAUGACGCAGCGAAAGAGCAACUUCUUCCUGGGCGGCUCCGGCGGAGGUUACACCAUCUGGUAACGGCAGCUGGUCCCCGCACGCCUAAAACCCUGUACCCACCCCACCUCCUGUCAGUCACAUCCGUACCCCCCCCCCCCUCCCCCCCUCGUUAGGCUGCUUGGCCACAAUACUGACAUCACCUAAUGGAAUGUAAUGUUUUCAAGCCCUUGUGAAAGGUACAGUACUCCACUUGUGACCUCACGAUCAAAUGAUGAGCGCCAGCAUUUAACGCCGUAGAGUCCGUCCCGUAGCCAAGCCCGCCUCAUUGCUAUGCUUUUAUUUGAGGCCAUUCCGGUACAGUACUAGCGAUGUAUCUAGGGUUUUUUGUUUUUUUUUAUGGCGUGAGGGUAGAUUACCAGUUAGGAGACAAAAAAGCCACCAAGCAGUCAAAUAUCCUGUAGGUUAACCAUUUAACUCCAAAAAAGGGGGUCCCUUAUCAAGUCUAGAGCAGGGGUGUCCAGACUUUUUCCAGCGAGGGCCAUAUACAUAAAAAUUGAAGGAUGCAGGGGGACACUUUGAUACAUUUUGUAAGUAAAGAUGCCCAAAUACAUCCAAUCAAGCAAUCUGAAUAAAACAUCUUUUAAAAAUGCCAAUAAAAAAUUAGCUACAAACUGAAAAAUCGCACUUUGGGCACCCCUGGCCUAGCAAUGUCUAUCUAUAGAACACUAGAACCACAUUACUGUAGAUAAUUUAGCUUCUUAAUGGUCAAAGUGAAGCGCAUUACAGAGGUUGGAGGGAAAAAAAAAUCCCCACUUGUUUUUUUUUUUUUUUUUUUUUAAGUGUAGUUCAACUUAUAGAUGUGUAGUAGUUCCAUGUAAGUACUAGUAUGACGAUCACAAGAAAUCCUCAAGAAAAAAAAACAAUGCAUCUUGGAUGCUUUUAGCUAGAUUGAACUUGUCUUUUGCACAGUGUCUUUAAAAAAAAUACAAUUUAAAUUUGGAGGAAAAAAGAUAGAAUUAGAAACUUGAAUGCACUUGCAGCCAAAGUGGUUUACUGUACCUUGUUGGGCAACUUGUAGUUUUAACAUAUAGUCAAGUGCCAAAGAGCACAUUUAAUGAAAACAAACUUUAAAAAAAAAAGUUAAGACGUUUAGUAAAUCCAAAUAUUGAGCGGAGUGGAAAGGGCUGGUUGGUGUAACAUUUUUUACAGCUUUGUGUUUUCUUUCUGUUCUGCUGUCGGAUACCCAGAGUUUAUACACUACAUUUUAUUUGCUGUAUCACAUGAUUAUAUAUUUACCUGAGGAAAUUGGCCCCUUUUCUGUUCAUUUUUGCAAAGGUUCCCUGGUUUCUUUCCCGCUUUUAUUCGUCAACUCCAGCGAGGCUCUCGGAUUUGAUCCUACAACCACCGGUUGAACCAAAGAUAAGACGCACUUGUGUUUGGUUGUGAUGCUUUGCAAUUAGAAAAGCAAACAUAUCAAUUAGUAUACAGAUUGUCUGCAAUUGUUUUUGCACAUUUUGUACUAAUUUAAUUAAAAGCUGAGAUGCACUGCUAAGCUAACGUGACAAACCAUGUUUUUUGUAAUGAUGAUGGUGAUGUUUUCUACUAGAAAAGAAAGCUGUGAAAUAGUUUGCUGUGUGUGCGCUGAUUUGACAACGUUCAGAUGACAACGACUGACGUUUGUGAACGUUUACUGAUAAAACUAAAAAUGUUAACCUAAGUCUUUUCAAUCAUACAUACCCCUAAACACGAUAAGAUCACAGAAAGUUAUGACAACAAUGUUGUUGAGCGGGAACGUCAAAUCCCGUAAGUAAGGAUCACCAAGCUAUCCGCUCUCUGAUUGGGUUCUUUGGGUCACGUGACUGUCGUUAACCAAUAAACACGCUGCAUCUGUGCCCUUUUAAAAAGGCUACAUCAACGGUGGCGAAAACUAACAAUGUAAUAACUUAUUGAACCACACUUUUAUUUUUUUUAGCAAGACCAAGUAAAGUUAAGGGCAAAGAUUAUUUGCUUUUGUACCAUACACCUUAAAAAAUAUUGGGUUAUGGACCAAUCAAUUUAAUCAACACGGUAAAAUCCCGAAAGUAGUGUCACCUAGCUACCGACAGUCCAUACGAUAAUUGGUUCAAACGGAGCACGUGACAUGAUUUACCCAACCAGCGCGCUGCACCGGCGUUCCUUUAAAAACCUGCAGAGCCGUCGCGAAAGAAGGUCAAAAGAUAUCGAUCGAUGUCGAACUAUUUUGUAAUGUGACACAAAAUUGAUUUUGUAGCAUAUUUGUCACAAAACAUUAAGGUUAAAAGACCGAACAUUUGUUUGGGCCACUCACCUACAUAAAGCCAAAAUCCCGAAAGCAGGUAGUGGUUUUCUUCCGUCCCGGAUUUGUCCAAACUAAACACGUGACUUGGUUUAGCCAAUCACUACGCUUCGUUAGUGUGUGGAUUGCUGUAUUGAGGGUUGUAUAGGAGUAUACAAACAGCAACAGCACUUUCAGUCCAACAUAUUCGACAAAUGUUGUCAUUUUCACUUUUUUUGUGCAGGUUAAUUAAAAACUAAUACGAUUCGAACUCAAUAUGGUUAAAACAAAUUAAUAAAGUCAGCAUUUCUGUUUUUUCUCAACACAGUGAAUGAAAUCUAGAAAUUCUGCGACAUGUUUUAAUUAAUUUCCUUAUUUAUUGAUGUGAACAUGGGGGUCCAGUUGCAUCAUGUCAGCAUUAUGUCUUUUUUU
Molecule: messenger RNA, 3316 nt
Organism: Dunckerocampus dactyliophorus (ringed pipefish)
Lineage: Eukaryota; Metazoa; Chordata; Actinopteri; Syngnathiformes; Syngnathidae
Gene: dazap2
Product: DAZ associated protein 2
Exons: 4
Coding region: 163-672 (169 amino acids)
Source: RefSeq, a predicted model, not a curated record